Molecule: messenger RNA, 4094 nt
Organism: Ictalurus furcatus (blue catfish)
Lineage: Eukaryota; Metazoa; Chordata; Actinopteri; Siluriformes; Ictaluridae
Gene: slc13a5b
Product: solute carrier family 13 member 5b
Exons: 13
Coding region: 373-2172 (599 amino acids)
Biological process (GO): monoatomic anion transmembrane transport; citrate transport
Cellular component (GO): membrane
Molecular function (GO): succinate transmembrane transporter activity; sodium:dicarboxylate symporter activity; citrate transmembrane transporter activity
Source: RefSeq, a predicted model, not a curated record
CACAGACGUCAUGACUUUGAUAACCAUGGUAACGAGACGCUUCGUCUACAUACAGUUUAAAAUAACCUGCUUGUAGUUCCACCAAAAAGUUAUGUCGGAAAACUUGGUUUUGAUAGAAUAUCGUUGAGUGUUUUGUGUUUGCGUUAGCAAAUUGAAUGCUGUAAACGAAACUUUUUACGGCACAAACCAGUACAAACGGAGAACAAACGAGUGUGACUGUUCUGCCGACGUUUUGCGUUCGGUGGGGGGGCGGGCAACUUCACGUAGGUCAGUCACGACAAUGCAAGUAACAGCCCAAAGCAAUGUCGCAUUUAUUCCACAAGGAUGUGCUGUAAUGUAACUCAAGUUAUUAUUCGGCAUGGAUCCUGAAAGAUGUUCAUCAAAACAAUGAGUGAGGCUACGUCCAAAACUGCAUACUACUCUACUGAAAAGCAUAUCUCUCUUCAUUUGGAGAUGUCACCCAUACUGAAAUCCAUCUGGACCUUAAAGAAUGGCAUAAUUAUUUUCUUUACGCCUCUAAUACUGCUUCCACUUCCACUAUAUGUGGGAACAACGGAGGCCAGCUGUGCUUACGUGAUCUCACUGAUGGCAGUGUACUGGUGUACAGAAGCUCUCCCUCUGGCUGUGACUUCUCUGCUGCCUGCUCUCCUCUUUCCUCUGUUCGGCAUCAUGAAGUCAAAACAGGUGUGCAUUCAAUAUCUGAAGGACACUAAUAUGUUAUUUGUGAGUGGCCUAAUGGUGGCAGUAGCUGUCGAGCACUGGAACCUACACAAGCGCAUUGCUCUCCGAGUGCUGCUCUUCGUAGGAGUGCGUCCAGCACUGCUAAUGCUAGGGUUCAUGGGUGUUACAGCUUUCCUCUCCAUGUGGAUCAGUAACACCGCAACCACAGCGAUGAUGGUUCCCAUAGUGCAGGCAGUCCUGGAGCAACUGAACAACCAGGAAAUAGAAACAAUCCCGCUCAACUCCAGCGUGGAGCCCAACCAGGCUUCAGACACACAAAACAAUGAGUCUGCUAAACAAAAACACGGGCAAGCAGUGGUAUUAAGUGGUCUGAACAUGUCAACUGAAGCAACCAGGCAUCAAGAAGCAGCAGAGAGAAAACAGAUAUGUAAAGGCAUGACGUUGUGUGUGUGCUAUGCUGCCAGCAUUGGGGGAACGGCCACGCUCACAGGCACAGGCCCUAACCUGGUACUCAAGGGACAAAUGAACCAACUGUUUCCGCAGAAUGGUGAUGUCAUCAAUUUUGCAUCCUGGUUUGGCUUUGCAUUUCCAAACAUGAUCAUAAUGCUAGCUUCAUCCUGGCUGUGGCUGCAGUUUCUUUUCAUGGGGUUCAACUUCAGGAAGACAUGGGGUUGCAAGGCAGUGAAGACAGAGAAAGAGAUUGCGGCGUAUAAUGUGAUCCGAGAGCAGCACCGGCUGCUGGGACCCAUGACAUUUGGAGAGUUUAGUGUGUUGGCUCUCUUCAUUCUACUUGUGGUCCUGUGGUUCACCCGGGAUCCCGGAUUUGUGGCCGGCUGGGCCACACACACAUUCAACUCAGAGGCUGAGUAUGUGACAGAUGCCACGGUGGCAGUUUUCAUCGCUGUGCUUCUUUUCAUUCUGCCAUCAACACCACCAAUGUUCUGUUGCUGGCCAACAGCUAGUCCUGGUCCAGCUCUGCUUACAUGGGAGGUAGCUCAGAGGAAAAUGCCCUGGAACAUAGUUCUGCUCCUUGGGGGAGGAUUUGCACUGGCCAAAGGGAGUGAGGAAUCAGGUCUUUCCCGGUGGAUGGGAAAUCAUUUAACACCUCUGCAUAGUAUUCCUCCUUGGGCCAUAGCCAUUGUCCUCUGUCUCCUGAUAUCCACUUUCACUGAGUGCACCAGCAAUGUGGCCACAGCUACCCUCUUCCUCCCUGUCCUGGCCUCUAUGUCACACUCCAUUGGAAUGAACCCCUUGUAUGUCAUGGUGCCCUGCACACUCAGUGCCUCUUUUGCCUUCAUGUUACCCGUGGCAACACCCCCCAAUGCUAUUGUAUUCUCCUAUGGCUACCUCAAGGUGUCGGACAUGGCAAGGGCCGGCAUAAUGAUGAACAUUAUAGGAAUCUUCUGCAUCACAGUGGCCAUCAACACCUGGGGAAAGGCAAUGUUCCAUUUGGACACUUUCCCUACAUGGGCCAACAGCACAGGCUUGUGAAAGCCAUGACAGACACAAGUGAAGAGUGAAAUACAGUUACAUAAAUGGUGCAACAUAACAGAGCCCAAAUGUGAGUUUUUUUAUACUCCAUCUGUGAUGGGCUAGUCAUGUGUUGUUGUUUUUUUUUUACAGCUCCUAUUAUUAACACAAAUUACCCAAUUCACUAAGUAGCAUUUACGCAUGCUUUCAUCUUCUUGGGAUUGUACAGUGCUGAUUGAAAGUUUGUGGAUAUACUGUAGAAUUUUUUACAUAGCUGCAUAUAUAUGAUCAUAUAUAUGCAAGAUUUUCACAAAAGUCCUAAAAAUAGAUCAAGAGAACCCAAUUAAACAGUUGAGACAAAAAUAUUAUACUUGCUCUUUUAUUUAUUGAGGAAACAAUCCAAUAUUACAAAUCUGUGAGUAUGUGAACCUUUGCUUUCAGUAUCGGGUAUGACCCCUUGUGUAGCAAUAUCUGCAACUAAACAUUUCCUGUAACUACCGAUCAGUAACUUUAUUCUUCUUUAAUCAUUGACAUUUUCCUUUAGAAUUCAAAGAUGUAAUUCAGCAUUCAUUGUUCCAUCAAUGUUGGCAAGCCGUCCUGUUCCAGAUGCAGCAAAAUAGGCCCAAACCAUGAUACUUCCACCACCAUGUUUCACAGAUGGGAUAAGGUUCUUAUGCUGAAAUGCAAUAUUUUCCUUUCUCCAAACAUAACGCUUCUCAUUUAAACCAAAAGUUCUAUUUUGGUCUCAUCCAGCCACAAAACAUUUUUCCAUUAACCUUCUGGCUUGUCCAUGUGAUCUUUAGCAAACUGCAGACGGGCAGCCAAUGUUCUUUUUGGAGAGCAGUCACACUAUUGUUGUUCAGUGUUACUCAUGAAUAUUAACAUUAGCCAACAUGAGCGAGGCCUUCAGUUGCUUAGAAUUUACCAUGGGUUCCUUUGUGACCUCAUAAACUAUUACACAUCUUGCUCUUGAAAUCAUUGUUGUUGGUCGACCUCUCCUGGGGAGGGUAAAAGAGGUCUUGAAUUUCUUCCACUUGUCUGUCUGAUUGUUGAUUGGUGGAGUCUAAACUCUUUAGAGAUCCUUUUGUAACCUUUUCUAACUUGAUGAGCAUCAAAAAAUCUUUCCUCAGAAAUCUCCUUUGUUUAUUCCAUGAUACAGUUCCACAAACAGGUGUUGUGAAGAUCAAAAUUUGAUAGAUCCCUGUUCUUUAAAUAAAACAGGGAGCUCACACACACCUGAUUGUCAUCCCACUGACUGAAAACACCUGAUCUAAUUUUACCUUCAAAUUAACUGCUAAUCGUAGAGGUUCACAUAUUUUUGCCAGUCACAAAUAUGUAAUAUUGGAUAAUGUUCCUUAAUAAAUAAACAACUCAGUAUAAUAUUUUUGUCUUAUUUGUUUAAUUGAGUCCUCUUUGCCUACUUUUAGAACUUGUGUGAAAAUCUGAUGAUGUUUUAGGUCUUAUUAAUGCAGAAACUUUUAAGCACAAAAUUCGAAACUUUCAAGCACCACUGUAUAUUUCAGAAAUCAAAGUCCAAGUCACUGAUGCCAGGGUUUCAUUAGUGUUUCUUUAAAUAUAAUGCAUUUAGAAAGAAAACAGUCAUUAAAUCUUAGUCUAUGUGUCACCAGGGAAGUGCAAUUAUGAGUCUUGUGUUGAGGAUUGUUUUUUAAGACUAAGCUUCAGUUGCCAGCAUUCUAAACAUCUCCUGCUUUGUUAAUACAAUAUUCAGUUCAUAAUAUUUAUAUAUAGUUAGAAAUCCCAAUGAGGACACUUUUUCUUUUCUUGUCAAUUUGAAUGAACCCAGUGCUCAUCAUUGCCAUCAACAUAUUUUCCUAAGCAAUUUAACAAUUAUAGACAUGGCAUUUCAUCAGUAUACGUGUUUGUUAUCUGCUGUAUGAAAUGUUAUACUGUUUUAUAACUGUACAAAUAAAAUCUGUAGGGUA